Molecule: messenger RNA, 551 nt
Organism: Drosophila innubila
Lineage: Eukaryota; Metazoa; Arthropoda; Insecta; Diptera; Drosophilidae
Gene: Rpn13R
Product: proteasomal ubiquitin receptor ADRM1 homolog
Exons: 1
Coding region: 89-517 (142 amino acids)
Biological process (GO): ubiquitin-dependent protein catabolic process
Cellular component (GO): cytoplasm; nucleus; proteasome regulatory particle, lid subcomplex
Molecular function (GO): proteasome binding; endopeptidase activator activity; ubiquitin binding
Source: RefSeq, a predicted model, not a curated record
UUCAAUCAAAGCCAAAUUGCAAGUAACACACACACACACACACACACAUACAUAAAUAUAUAUAUAUAUAUAUAUACACUCAAGUCACAUGACCAACGUUAAACGGCACAAUCAUCCAGUUGGCAAUGUCAAUCUUGUCGAGUUCAAGGCCGGCCGCAUGAUCCAAGGUGCCACAAUGGUUGAGCCGGAUGAACGCAAGGGUCUUCUAUAUCUCUAUCGGGAUCGGGACGAGAGCCUGCAUUUCUGCUGGAAGGAUCGUAAGGCGAACAAGAUUGAGCUGGACAUUUUGGCCUUGCCCGGCAGCCUUGAGUUUCGACGUGUCGAAUCCUGUAAAACGGGUCGCAUUUAUGUCCUCAAAUUUCGACGCUCGUCAAAUCGCAUGUUUUUCUGGAUGCAAGAUCCACGAUUCGAUUUGGACGAUGAUCUUUGUGCCCGUGUCAAUGAGCUGCUCAAGGCUAACACCGAUUCGGACGAUGAGAUCGCGACAAAUGUGCAAUCGUUAAAUAGUUUCAAAUAAGUUAAAUCACCUGAAGAUCAAAUUCAAUAGUAAA